CGAAGUUGUACACGUGUGCGCGGGCGCGCGCAAGUGUGUGUGGCUCCUUUGGCGCGGUCGUGGCGGUGCGGUAGCUGGUGUGCGGUGCUGCUGCUGCUGCUGCUGGUGCUGGUGGUGCGGACCGUGGAGCGGCCGGAACGGUCUGGCCGGAGUGUGUCAGUCGGUUGGCGAAUUCUGUCGACGUUGCUCGGUGUUCACAUCGCGAGUGCAUGACACUGCGGCGGCGACGGCGAGGUCGAUAGCGAACCGAUAGCGUAAGCCGUGAGUCAGAUCGGUAACCGACGAGGAGAGGGUGCGGUAUCGUCGGUGGAUCCUGCUGCUCCAUCUCGUCGUCAUCGGUGGCGGCGAAUCCCUGCUGAUCGCACGCUACUGGUCCAUGUGCUCUGCUGACUAAAAUGCUCAUCAAGGAAUACCGCGUCACUCUGCCCCUCACAGUGGAAGAGUAUCAAGUAGCUCAACUGUAUUCUGUAGCAGAGGCUAGUAAAAAUAAUACAGGCGGCGGAGAGGGCAUUGAAGUAUUGAAGAAUGAACCGUUUACGGAUUAUCCGUUACUUGGUGGAAAGUACUCAUCAGGCCAAUAUACAUAUAAGAUUUAUCACUUAGCUAGUAAAGUGCCUACUUUCAUUCGCAUUUUACUGCCAAAGAACUCCCUGGAGAUCCAUGAAGAGGCUUGGAAUGCUUAUCCCUAUUGUAAGACAGUUAUAACUAAUCCAGGGUAUAUGAAGGACAAUUUCAUGAUCAUGAUAGAGUCCUUUCAUAUUGGCGACGUCGGCAAUCAGCAUAACGUUCACGAAUUGCCACCCGACAAACUUAGGAUCAGAGAUGUAGUGCAUAUAGAUAUUUCCAAUGAUCCGGUUACUAGUGCCGAUUACAAGGAGGAUGAGGAUCCAUCUAAAUUCAAGUCCCUGAAGACGGGACGGGGCCCACUUGUUGGGAAAGACUGGAAGCAUAAUGUUCAACCUGUGAUGACGUGCUACAAGCUAGUCACUUGUGAAUUCAAAUGGUUCGGUCUGCAGACUCGCGUCGAAGGGUUCAUUCAGAAGGCGGAGCGACGCCUGUUCACCAAUUUCCAUAGGCAAGUGUUCUGCUGGAUAGAUCGCUGGUAUGGCUUAACCAUGGAGGAUAUUAGAGCAAUCGAAGACAAUACGAAAGAAGAAUUAGACAGGCAAAGACAUCAAGGUGAAGUACGGGGUAUGCGAGCUGAUGCUGAUUGAGGAUUCGAUAGCUUCUAUUAUGAACGGUUAAAUCAAUUUCCUUAUACAUGUCAACACAAAUACAGACGUAUACCUACAGAUGUACACUCUGUUACGCUCUGUCAUAGACGAUUCCACAGGAUUCGGACAAUUUCUGGAAUUUACGUGUCUAGAUUCAGUGUCUAUUACAAAUUACUUACAAUUUUAAUUUAUUUUACAUUUACAAGCGUUUUAGAUAAAUGUAUCUACAGUCAAAGAUUAUUAUAAUGUAGUUAUUAUAAAAGAAAAAAAAGAGACAAAUGCAAAGAAUCAGGUUCAUCUGAUUCUCGUGUUUAAUGUAUAAUUAUGGAAAGAAUCUGGUUUUUUCGUGAAAACCAUAGAUAAAGAGUUAUGAUUACUUAACAACAGUUCGUAGUUCGAUAAUAAUAGAUAUUGGAGUUCAAUUAACGAAGGACAAAAUGCUUGCAAAGUACAUAAAGAGGAAAAAAACGAAAAAAAUAUGUGAUUUAACAUCGCGAGUUUGAUCGUAGUUAAAUAAGUUAAAAAUCCACAGUUUAAUAUAUUAAUGUACAAUUGAAAAAUCUAAAUGUUACAUAUUAAUGAUCUGUAUUUCGAACUAUUAUUUCAAACCGAGAGUGUGAUGUACUAGAUCGUGUAUUUUUCGGAAGAAAGCUCGAGAGUAUUUUCUCAAUUCUACGAAAGUGUAUAUAUGAUCAGAAAGCUCGAUUCGAGAAAAGUUCUAAGGAACCUUAAAUGUGUAUCAAUAGUUAUUUCAUGGGAUCUUUGAUGAUCCCACGAAGCAAAGGUACUACGGUAGACUUCGACCUGUAACGUUGCUCUAUUCUUUCCGUUCCGUCGUCACUGACGAACGUGAGACGCGUGUACAUGUAUCUAUCCCCUAAAGAGUUAGGACCAAACUGAUGGAUUUUUUAAUUAUGCUGCGAUGCUAACAAACGUAUUAACAUGUUACACUCUAAAUUGUUUACCGAGGACAGGGGAGCUGGUGUAUUCUAUGUAAAGUGCUCACACAUACACACACACACACACACAAUAUACAUAUACACACAUAUGUAGAAAAGCAGAGUUUAGGCUAUUUCAAUAUUGGUGACAGCGGGUGAACGGCGAGAGAGUGCGUCAUUGUACAUAUAUAUAAAAGGAAAGAGGCAUACACAAUGAAAUUCAAGUUAUAUAUAAUGUUUCUUUGCAUUCCAAUGGAUCUCUAAGUACAACCGACAAAGUAUUCCAGGACGCUGCUCGUAACCCAUUACAUGCUAUUACGAUCAUCUGUAAUUUUUAAAUCUUUUUUCAGCAUAUGAUAUUGUGUCGAAAAAAAAAUUUUAACAAAGGAUAAUUAUGUAACUGUCUCGUUUCUGUCGUAACAAGAACAAAAGUUGCUAUACGCAAAAUAUCUUGAUCUGUUUUAAAAAAUUAUUAUAUUAAUUUUUAUAAAAAUCGAAUUUUAGAAUGAGAGUAAAGUCUUUUAAUGGGUUGGGCACCAAAACCUGAAAUCGUAGCAGCGUUCUCACCUAGCAAUAGGCUCUCUAAAUAUACGAUGAAAGAUUGAGAAAGCAA
Solenopsis invicta (red fire ant) is the source of this 2765-nucleotide messenger RNA. RefSeq names its product phosphatidylinositol transfer protein alpha isoform (gene vib). Gene Ontology annotation, biological process: phospholipid transport. The transcript is spliced from 6 exons. Gene Ontology annotation, molecular function: phosphatidylinositol transfer activity; phosphatidylinositol binding; phosphatidylcholine intramembrane carrier activity. Gene Ontology annotation, cellular component: cytoplasm. NCBI's taxonomy places the organism in Eukaryota, Metazoa, Arthropoda, Insecta, Hymenoptera, Formicidae. The coding region runs from base 396 to 1214 and encodes 272 amino acids. The record is from RefSeq and is a predicted model, not a curated record.